This is a messenger RNA of Capsella rubella, 1293 nucleotides long. Its product is annotated as probable protein phosphatase 2C 8. Bases 103 to 1143 code for a protein of 346 amino acids. Gene Ontology annotation, molecular function: protein serine/threonine phosphatase activity. Gene Ontology annotation, biological process: protein dephosphorylation. The transcript has 10 exons. The record is from RefSeq and is a predicted model, not a curated record. Lineage: Eukaryota; Viridiplantae; Streptophyta; Magnoliopsida; Brassicales; Brassicaceae.
UACUAACUUGUAAAAUCUUGCAACUUUGGUGUAAAGCUAUUUGUGUCGCAAUCCUUGCGACGGCGACCAGAUAAUUGCCGGGAAAUCAACUGAGACACUGCAAUGGAAAACCCGAAUCACAAGCACGCGGCUGAUUCAUUUUCCAGCGAGGAUUUGGUGUCACCGAUGAAGAAGGCGAAGAAGUCAGAGAAGACCGGAUGUGAUACGUCGGAUGAGAAGCAGGAGAUUUCCGGCGGAGGAGAAGCCGUAGCCGAGCUUGCUAAUACCACUAGCUGUGUAGCUGAAGAGAAGAAGGAAUUUAUGGUUGAAGCUGAUGGUGCUGAAGACAAAGGAGCUAGACAUACAAUGGAAGAUGUUUAUGUGGUUUUGCCUGACGCUUCUUUGGAUUUCCCAGGGAAACUAAGGUGUGCACAUUUUGCCAUUUAUGAUGGGCAUGGAGGUCGUUUAGCUGCAGAGUUUGCUAAGAAGCAUCUUCACCUUAACGUUCUUUCAGCUGGGUUACCACGUGAGUUGCUGGAUGUCAAAGUUGCUAAAAAGGCCAUUCUUGAAGGUUUCCGGAAAACCGAUGAGUUGCUUCUGCAAGAAAGUGUUUCAGGAGGAUGGCUAGAUGGCGCCACAGCAGUGUGUGUCUGGAUAGUUGAUCAAAAGGUUUUCGUUGCCAAUAUUGGUGAUGCUAAGGCUGUUUUGGCAAGAUCCUCUAAUACCAACGAAUUGGGGAGUCAUACAGAAACAUGUAUACCGCUCAAAGCAAUUGUUUUGACGAGAGAGCACAAAGCGAUAUAUCCACAGGAGCGCUCUCGUAUUCAAAAGUCAGGUGGUGUUAUAAGCUCAAAUGGACGGUUACAAGGGCGUCUUGAGGUUUCUAGGGCUUUUGGUGAUCGUCAAUUCAAGAAGUUUGGCGUCACUGCAACCCCGGACAUUCAUGCAUUUGAAUUAACUGAAAGAGAAAACUUCAUGAUUCUUGGUUGCGAUGGAUUGUGGGAAGUAUUUGGACCAAGCGAUGCUGUGGGGUUUGUUCAGAAACUUUUGAAGGAGGGCUUGCCUGUAAGUGUGAUAAGUCGCCGUCUUGUAAAGGAAGCUGUUAAAGAACGUCGUUGCAAAGACAAUUGCACAGCAAUCGUGAUAGUCUUCAAGCGUGGAUGACUUAAAGAAGAGCCUGACCUACCUGUGGGCAUCUAUUUCUCUGGCUUGUAUGAGUUUUUGUAACUUUUAGUUGGUAAACUCUUUUUGAGCUGUCAAUGGAUCAAUUAAAUUCUUGGGGCAGCCUUUAAAAGAAAAAAUAUUAAAAUCAAA